Messenger RNA from Gymnodraco acuticeps, 1707 nucleotides. RefSeq lists its product as uncharacterized. The transcript has 4 exons. Lineage: Eukaryota; Metazoa; Chordata; Actinopteri; Perciformes; Bathydraconidae. The record is from RefSeq and is a predicted model, not a curated record. The coding region runs from base 52 to 1707 and encodes 551 amino acids.
UGGCCUGCUGCAGAAACGUUUUAAUAUCGUUAACUUUUGGAAGAUUUCACGAUGCUUUGGCGGUGCGUUAUCUGCUGCGUUUUUAUAACUUUUUCACUGAAAUUAUUAUUGAGCCAUAUUAAUCGACUGCACAGUCGCAGCUCUGACUUCAGGUUGCUCUGUGGCAUUGAUGGAUGCACUGAGGAAUAUAGAGUGUACAACUCAUUCUACCAUCAUGUAAAGAGAAGACACUUUCAACAUCUUCUUGAAGACACCAGACCUGGCGACGCCACACGUGGAGAUGAAAACCGACAGGAGGAAACCCAAGGACCGCAGCAAAAAGACAACAUUCAACCCGAUCAGCUUCCAGCCGACUCCAGCAGCAAGGAUCAGAACCUUCACACACCUGACUCAGUUGAAGAGCAAAUGGGCAUCGACCAAGAUGGAGCUGUCACAGUGCACCAAGAUCUGACAACACAUGCCACUGCCUUUGUUAUCAAUGCCCGAUCCAAGCAUCGUCUGUCACAGAAAGGCAUGAAUGACAUUGUUGCUGGGGUACAGCAGUAUCAAUCAUCACUAUUGGACAACCUCAGGACGCAGAUGAAGGAAGUUCUAAAGAAGAAUUCAGGAAGUACAACCAAUCAACUUGGAAAAGAUGCAAUGGAUAUAUUUGACAGUUUCAUUGACCCCUUUGCUAACGUUUCAACAACAUUUCGCCAGAACAGUGUUAUUAGGAAGCAGUUUUGUUGUGUGGAUGCAGAGGAAAUUCCAAUUGCUCGAACCAUAUGCAGGAAGAAACGUGGAGGAUCAACAGAUUUUGUCAUCAAAGACAAAUUAUUUUAUUAUGUACCAUUAGUCAAAAGUGUAGAGCAGUUCCUAUUACAUCCGAGGAUUUUGACUAUGAUUGAAGAGGUACCCCAGAGGUGCAGUGAAGGUUUUUUUCAUGACCUUGUUGAUGGUUCUCUUUUAAAAUCUCAUCCCUUAUUUUCAGAGAAACCAAAUGCACUGCAGAUUAUUCUGUAUACAGACGAAAUAGAGAUCUGUAAUCCACUAGGAUCCUUUUCAUCAAAGAACAAGUUGUUAAUGGUGUACUACACCCUAGGAAAUAUAAAUCCAAAAUACAGGUCUAAGCUGGCUGCUAUUAGGCUACUUGCGAUGGCUAAAUCAGCAGACCUCCGUCAAUCUGGUGAAGAUGUAAUAUUGAAUAGAAUAAAGGAAGACAUGGAUGCAUUGUACAGUGGUGUUAAAAUUCAAACUAUUAACGGGGAGAAAACAAUACAUGGUGCUAUGGUUUCUCUCUGUGGUGACACCCUGGCACAGCAUGAACUCGCAGGGUUCAAAGAAGGAGUGGGCUUUGCUUACAGUAAGUGCAGACACUGUGAGUGUUCUUUUGAGGACAUGCAGUCACAAUUCAACGAGGAUGCAUAUAUUAAAAGAACAUUGGAGAAUCAUGUCAGACAGUGUGAUGAAAUAGAAAUGGCUAACACAGACUUGCUUCGCAACAGCCUUAGAACAACAUAUGGGAUCAAUCGAAGGAGCAAGUUAGUUGACUUCCCAUCCUUUGAUAUUAUUCGGCAAACCCCGCAAGACAUUAUGCAUGUCAUUCUUGAGGGUAUAGCUCCUCUGGAAAUUAAAUGUGUUUUGAAUCAUCUUGUUCAGUCAGGAGAGUUAAAUCUGGACUCUGAAUUCAGCUAUUCUUGGUUUCCCUUAUUCGCCUCUAGAUGUUAG